AUUUAUAGUUAAGCACUUGUUAAGGUCCUGGAAUGCAUAACUAUAAUAGGGGUUCAGAAAAGAAAGAAGUGAUGAAGGAUUGCAAUUCUCACUGAAGACUUCCCAGAGGAGAUGACACUUGGGUUGAGUAGGAUUUGAUGUGCUGGUGAGGGAUUCUCAGGCCAGAUGUGUGACAUGGAUGAAGGCACUGUAAUUGAAAGUCUAGAGUUAAAUUUUUUUGUCUGUCAUAUUUUACUCUAGAAUGGGCUUUAGAGAUGAAGCAGCUGGAUAUUUUCAUAAAGCAGUGAAGCUAAACCCUGAUUUCAUUGAUGCGAAGGAGAACUUUUAUCGUGUUGCAAAUUGGUUGGUGGAACGUUGGCACUUUAUCAUGCUUAAUGACAUCAAAAGGAAUACGAUUUAUAAUGCAGCAAUCCAAAAGGCAGUUUGUUUGGGAUCCAAAAGCGUUUUGGAUAUUGGAGCAGGAACUGGAAUACUAAGUAUGUUUGCUAAAAGAGCUGGAGCGCACUCAGUGUAUGCCUGUGAGUUAUCCCAGACGAUGUAUGAACUUGCCUGUGAUGUAGUGGCAGCGAACAAGAUGGAAGCAGGAAUCAAACUCUUACAUAUGAAGUCGCUUGAGAUAGAAGUUCCAAAACACAUUCCCGAAAGGUAUUAUAAUGUGAACUAAUUUUAGUAUUUAUAA
This is a messenger RNA of Myotis davidii, 679 nucleotides long. RefSeq names its product putative protein arginine N-methyltransferase 9. Gene Ontology annotation, molecular function: protein-arginine omega-N monomethyltransferase activity. Lineage: Eukaryota; Metazoa; Chordata; Mammalia; Chiroptera; Vespertilionidae. The record is from RefSeq and is a predicted model, not a curated record. The transcript has 2 exons. Bases 242 to 664 code for a protein of 140 amino acids. Gene Ontology annotation, biological process: peptidyl-arginine methylation.